Molecule: messenger RNA, 1644 nt
Organism: Parascedosporium putredinis
Lineage: Eukaryota; Fungi; Ascomycota; Sordariomycetes; Microascales; Microascaceae
Source: the annotation of a GenBank genome assembly
AUGGCUAAACCACGUCUUAUCAUCGUCGUUCGACACGCCCAGUCCGAGGGCAAUAGUAUAGAUAUCCACCAGACCAUCCCCGACCAUCGUGUUAAGCUCACGCCGCUCGGAUGGCAGCAAGCGCACGAAGCCGGCCGCCAGCUGCGUGCCCUGCUCAAACCCACCGACACCCUGCACUUCUUCACAUCGCCUUACCGACGAACCCGCGAAACGACCGAGGGCAUCCUCGAGACCUUGACGGGCGCCGACGAGACCAGCGGGGACCCUAGUCAGUGGCAGCGGGAAAAUAUCAAGGUGUACGAGGAGCCCCGCCUCCGCGAGCAGGAUUUCGGCAACUUUCAACCAUGCAGUGCCGAGAUGGAGCGCAUGUGGCAGGAGAGGGCCGACUACGGCCACUUCUUUUACCGCAUUCCCAACGGAGAGAGCGCUGCCGACGCCUACGACCGAGUCAGCGGUUUCAACGAGUCUCUAUGGCGUCAGUUUGGCGAAGACGACUUUGCCAGUGUCUGCGUUCUCGUUACUCACGGACUCAUGUCGCGUGUUUUCCUCAUGAAAUGGUACCAUUUCACCGUCGAGCAUUUUGAGGACCUCCGGAACAUCAACCACUGCGAGUUUCUCCUCAUGCGGAAGAAUGAGGAAUCCGGCAAGUAUGUGCUAGAGAACCAGCUUCGCACAUGGUCCGAGCUACGUAGGGAACGUCUUGAGCAGAAACAGACGGAAUCCCAAACCCAGGCCAACAAGGACGCUGAGAAGCUUACCCGUAGCAAAACUUUUGUCUCCCUGCGCCGGUGGGGAGGAUGCCCGAACGGCUGCAACCACAGGAAGGAGUAUAAGCGCCGGGAGGACCUCGAACGCCUCCGGCUACAGGACGAGACUACAGCCACCAUCGCUUCCCAUGGAGCGGGUGGUGCCGCCGCGGCGAAGGACCUGCAGAACGGAGCCAAUGGUAGCAACGGGUCCAACGGGGCCAACGGCAACACAAACGGCAAUUCGUCGUCAACGAACCUUACCAUCAAGUCCCGGCGCAGCAUAUCAAAACGCAACGUUCAAAUCCAGGAGGGCAGCACCGUACUCUCGGGCGGGCCCCAGAUCGACAUCACCAGGGCGCUCGAGGAGCUGGAUUCUUCUCCUGACGCGACCCCUUCGUUCAUCUCGGCGGACGACCGCCUUCGCAGCCUAAGGUCGCCCCAUCUUCACAUUGGGCGCGAUGGAGGUGGUACUUAUUCGGGCCAUGCCUCUCCCAGCGGCAGCGAUGACGAAGUGUCUGGUGACGAGGAUAGCCGCCGGCCCGGCAGCAGCGGCCUCGACAGUCUUGCGGAACGCAUCCACAGCACCUCGCUAGCCAGCAAAGUGCGCAUCGGCCGCGUCGAAGUGGAAAACGUCGACGACGAGCCUAGCCAGCAUCAACGUGUGUACCUCGAUGAGAGCGGUAUGGGCCGUGGGGCUAUGGCUAACCGGUUGGGCGAUCACAGCCACAACAACAGUGAUGUUGGCUCGGACGUGGGGACGCCGGACACAAGGCCCAGCGACCCCUCGCGUCGCCUCUUGACGAGGACGAGCUUACCCGCCUUGAAAGGGAGGAGAAGAGCGUCCAAGGUAGCGUUUAUUAAAGCGAGACUCCUUUGCGGCUUGCUCCGGUCCUAG